AUGCCAUCGGUUCGGUAUUCGCUGCAGAUUCACCUGCUGCUCUCGAUUCUGCUCCUGACAUCCGGACAGAGGUCGCCGCCGGGUCGAGUGCCUGCUCCGCCGCGACAGGAUCUGCAGACACCCAACUUCGAUGGCGAGAGCUUCGAGAGAUUCGGAGGAGGUGAUGGGGGUGGCCUAGCGAGUAGCGAGAGCCAGGAGAGCAGCGAGGAGAACAGCGCGGAGAUGCGGGAACAGUUGAAGCAGUUACUCGGCGAGCAGCUGGCCAAUGCCUUUGCCCCAUUGGCCACCACGCCCUUCUCGCCUCCAUCAACGGCAAGGCGGCCAGGAAUAAUUGCGCCCAGCACGGGGGCCGAGGCACGGGCUCAGUUUGCCCAAGAUCCGGAAUCCAACGAGGAGGAGGAUGGUGAAGGGGAUGAAGAAGAGUCCACCGAGGAGAAUACAACGCCUCAGCCUCAGCCUCAGCCUCAGCCUCAGCCUCAACCUCAGCCUCCAUCUCAACCUCAGCUACCAGGUUUCUUGCCGCAGCCUUCAGCUGGUGAGACCGAGGAUUCAGAGGAGGACUACAAUCCCUGGCGCGACAAUUUCUACGACCUUAACGAGGAUGGCAGCUAUAUCUUUGGUUACGCCAUACCCCAUGGCGUCCGUCGCUGGGAGAAGGGCUACUACUCUGAGGAUCAGCAUGGCCGGGUGGUCGAGGGCUUCUACGUGCAGCCCCGUCACCUGGCCCAGGGUCUGGGCUAUGAGCUGAGAUGCUAUAUAGCCGAUUCCGAGGGCUAUCAUGCGCUGCCAGUUGAGUUUCUGAUACGACCGCCAAGGGUGCAACGCGAAGAAGAGCCCCAAGUAAAUUGCUUUAAUAGUCACCGUAAACGGAUAUAG
Messenger RNA from Drosophila kikkawai, 876 nucleotides. RefSeq lists its product as uncharacterized. The record is from RefSeq and is a predicted model, not a curated record. Lineage: Eukaryota; Metazoa; Arthropoda; Insecta; Diptera; Drosophilidae.